Molecule: messenger RNA, 2167 nt
Organism: Austrofundulus limnaeus
Lineage: Eukaryota; Metazoa; Chordata; Actinopteri; Cyprinodontiformes; Rivulidae
Product: protein L-Myc-1b
Biological process (GO): regulation of DNA-templated transcription
Molecular function (GO): DNA-binding transcription factor activity; protein dimerization activity
Source: RefSeq, a predicted model, not a curated record
UGUUUGUUUUCAGAGCUGUACAUCUGUGGCGCGGCCCUGGGCGGGGCCGCGCACCUCUGAUGCGCACAAAGAGGGUGUUACCCGGAUGUGCGGCCGCUGCAGACAUUUCUGCGGCUCCUCCCUGCGCCUUUCCCCGCCGUAUAGGAUCUCUGACUGGCGCGAAAAACGCACAGUGUGGCUCUUUAUUGUGAGGGCGGGAGGAGGGGAUCUGCUGUCUGUGCGUCUGAGCCGCYGGUUAUUUAUCUUUCUUUUAUUUUUAUUUAAGUUACGGGUUUAUUGUUCAACCGAACCUGCCUCUACAUCUCUCCCGCUGGAACAGAGGGUUUUUUUUGGUCAGCUUCAGGAGGAUUUUCAUGUUUAAAUUCUGCAGAGAUCCGGACCUCCGUUCCUGGGAUUAAAGUGGAUUUGCUCAGCCUGAACAUGGAGUUUGACUGUUUCCAGCCUUAUUUCUUCGACCACUUCGACGCGGAGGAGGAUUUUUACAAGUCAACUGCGCCCAGCGAGGACAUAUGGAAAAAGUUUGAGCUGCUGCCCACCCCUCCCAUGUCCCCCCACCGGACMCUGAGCGGGGCGGCUCUCUACCUCUCGCCCGGGGACCAGCUCAGCUGGCUGACCAAGGUGCUGGGUCAGGACGAGGACUACGAGGGACGCUUCCUCCCGGACACCGAGGAGCUGCUGGACAACCUGAGCGCGCACAUCAUCCGGGACUGCAUGUGGAGCAGUUUCCCCGGCAGCAAGCCGCCGGAGAAGGUCGGCGGGARGCCGUGCGCCACCCCGGCGCCGGUCAGACCGAGCAAAGCGCAGUGCGCCUCGCCGGGGGGUCUCCCCUCCGCGCCGCCGGACUGCRUCGACCCCGCGGCGGUCCUCACCUUCCCCGCGAGCAGCUGCAGGAAGCCGGCGUCGUCUGGCUCCGAGUCCCGCUCCGAUUCCUCUGACGACGACGACGAGGAGGAGGAAAUCGACGUCGUCACCGUGGAGAGCAAGCAGAAGCGAGCUCGGCCCUUCAGCGUCAGGAAGCCCGUCACCGUCACGGUGCGCGCCGACCCCUGCCCCAAACGCUUCCAYGUGUCCGUCCACCGGCAGCAGCACAACUACGCCGCCCGCUCCCCGGACAGCGACCCGGAACCCGAGGAGGAGGAGGAGGACGACGACGACGACUACGAGGAAGAGCCCCGGGGCAAACGCGCCUGCCCGGCGUCCCCCUCGGACACCACGCCGCAGAGCUCGGACGUGGAGGACACGGACCGCCGCAAGAACCACAACUUCCUGGAGCGGAAGAGGCGGAACGAUCUCAGGUCUCGCUUCCUCGCCCUGCGCGACCAGAUCCCCAGCCUGGAGGCGGCCAAGGCCCCCAAGGUGGCCAUCCUGACCCGGGCCACGGAGUACCUCAUGGAGCUGCACACCAAGGAGAGGCGGAACCUCCAGGAGAAGAAGCGCCUCAGGUCCCGGCAGCAGCAGCUCCUCCGCAGAUUAUCAGAACUCAAACGCUCGUGAGAGCGCCGCCCGGAAACAUCAAGGACCGUUCCUCUCACYUGACCCGUCACUUUGGAAAGCUAUCCGUUUUAAAUAGCGACAUGCCUCAUGUACAUAGCUGUGAAUUGUAGUUCUGGAUGAUCCUAUGGCUGUGGGCCUUAACUCCACUGUCACCCUGGGAGCCUGGUAGGGGGCGGAGCCUCAGUUGGAUCUCAGUGCUGUUUUUUUUUUUUUAUUCUUUGCACAUUUUUUUAUUUUUAGUUGUAAACACGGGGACAGAUAAUUUUUUUGUUUUGUUUUGUUUUAUUAGCUGGUAUGCUGCGAUGCAAAAUUUUUACUUGUGUAGCCGUCUGGAUGAGUGGACAUCUUUGUUUUUAUAACGCGUGAAUGCCUUUCUGCCUGCCAGAGUUCUGGAGAGCAUCCAGUUUGUUUUGAUGUACAUAUUGUUUUGUAAAUAAUAGCUUAUUCCUCCUGUUAAUGAUAGAACCGGGAGUGGUUUCUUGUUUGGAAAAUUUGCUCCUCUGUGCCACAAAAACCUCUAUUUUGAUAAGAAACAAUGAAAAAAAGAAAAAAGUUGCACUGCUGUACUUUAUAUUUCACAUGUCACUUUGUGAUUUCAAUGCUUCUCUGGUUUUGAUUUUUUUUAGCACGAACUCAACAGCAUAAUUAAAAAUUUUAUACCAUAUUUGCAUAA